Messenger RNA from Peronospora farinosa, 435 nucleotides. Lineage: Eukaryota; Oomycota; Peronosporomycetes; Peronosporales; Peronosporaceae. The record is from the annotation of a GenBank genome assembly.
AUGAACCCAGUUGCUAAUGGAAAAGCGCGGCCUAUUCCGAAAAACGGCGAUAUGCGAGUGUCGGGCUACACGCACGACGGACCGUGCGAGGUGUGGCUCGACGACAAGAUGGUAGCCCAAGGUGAUAAUUGUCAUAACGACUUUCCUGCCAAAAAACACUGUAUCGACUAUUCGUCGUGCAAGGGUACGUGCGUACUGCAUUGGUACUGGCUGGCUGAGCGCUUUGUAAAGAACAAGCAUUCGUGGCAGGUGUACAAAGCUUGUGUCCCUCUGACGACUGGAGGCCAGCCACAAAUCGCUCGAGUUGUUCAUUUUUUGUAUUUGACGUUUUUUCGGUAUAUUUAUGAAAAGAACGUGGGAGUUCCCUUAUCUGGAGAGGAUACAAAUGAAAUAGUCGACGUUGAUGCUGAUAGCGGUGUUUGUCUCCGUACGUGA